AUGGCCCUACCAUCCGAGCACUCUCAGUCCUCUGACAAUCCUCACGAUUUGAAUGCAACAGAGACAAGCUGCCAAACUGCUUCUGUAGAAACCCUUCAAAAACAAGGUAAACCCCCCAGACCCUCUCAGAUUAAUUGGACCAAAUCCCGCACAGACAGGUUGGUCAAUUGGUUGGAAAAGCAUCCUAAACAUAGAUAUGUAUUAUUUUCAGACUCCCCUGUGGUUGCAAAGGAAGAAAACUGGGACACUUUGAAGAGCACAAAAUACACCAAGGCAGCAUUACACAGGUGUAUUGCCCGCCAUGUCUUCAACAAUGAUUCCAAUACUGAUCUUCAGAUAUCUGUUGAUCAUUACCACAAAUGGUUUGGUGAGUCUGUUCAGAACCAUCUCACAAGUAAAGCCUACAAGAGCCAUAUGUGUGACUUAGGCUCCACAGGCAGCGGUCUCAUCUCAGAUGAUCCAUCUGAUGCUCAGUUCAGUAGCCCUCUAGUCCGGGCAAAGUUCCCUUGGUGGGAUUGCCUCAACGCAUUUUGGAAAUCAUCACCGAAAUAUAACGCAAAGCCUACGACAUCCGCACCUGGCCAAAAUCUUGCAGGUCAAGCCAUGACUGUUUUUUUCUCGAUGAGGGGUGAUGAUGGGGCGUUUGAGCAAGGCAUGAACAUACAUUAUCAAGGGGGUGGAUGGGAUAUGAUAGAAUAA
Messenger RNA from Serpula lacrymans var. lacrymans S7.9, 699 nucleotides. RefSeq lists its product as uncharacterized. Lineage: Eukaryota; Fungi; Basidiomycota; Agaricomycetes; Boletales; Serpulaceae. The transcript is spliced from 3 exons. The record is from RefSeq and is a predicted model, not a curated record. Bases 1 to 699 code for a protein of 232 amino acids.